CCACUGCCCGCAUGAGACGAAACAAGUUUUUUUUAAAAAAAAGCUUGCUCCGUCUUCCGCAGAAAGAAAGGCAAAAGAGCGUGCAGCGACACACCGCGAAGGCGACUGGGAAUCCGUUUCCAGGAAGUGACGGAGGGGGACUAGACCAGCAGCGCCUGUGGCAGCGUGUACGAGAUGGCAUAUAGAAUUUUGUUGAGAAGGUUCGCAUCAAUGACCCUGAGGGAGGCUCCUCGGUCACUGCAGUCUCAAUCCUCAGCAUACUUCUCAGCUUUGAAUUCCCUUUGCUGGCAUGGCAUCAAGCCUUCCUUUCAUCACCUAGCCAGUGUAACUAUUGCCAGAAGAUUUUGUGCAUCUCCUACCAAUGAAGUUUCCUUCAACAUACAGAACCAAGCAGAUUUCACUGAACGAGUUAUCAAGAGUACAAAACCAGUCUUGGUGGAUUUCCAUGCAAGUUGGUGCGGCCCUUGUCGUAUGCUGGGUCCAAGGCUUGAGAAAGCGGUGGCACAACAGAAAGGGAAAGUUGUAAUGGCCAAAGUAGACAUAGAUGAUCACACAGACCUCGCCCUUGAGUACAAGGUGGCCGCAGUCCCGACUGUAAUCGCUAUUAAGGAUGGCAACGUUGUGGACCAAUUCACAGGCGUUAAAUGUGAAGAUGACCUGGAAGUGUUUAUCAAAAAGCUGAUUUGACUGAGCCGUAAAGAUCAACGGAGACGAAAAAGGGGGAGGUGGAAAUCAUCCAUGUCUACAGUCCUGUUGUUGGAUCACCACAUAGCCCAAAGGAUCUCUGGCAAUCACUGAGUAAGAGCAGCAGUUGAAUUGCAGAGGGAAGUGAGCAGCUUUGUGUGGCAAGUGACAAUAUUUUAACCCGACAAACUCUUAGAACUAUAAGAACAGAUUCCCAAAACUCUGUGCUUAAUGUCAGUGGGAUGAAUAUCGCUGGAUUCUAAGCAACUGCAUGUAGUAAGGAAUUUAACAGAAAGUAAAUUGCCGUGAGUACUCGGGAGGUCAUGCAGUAUCUGUAGAAAGUAAACUGUAAACUUUCUUAAGAAUUAUUUACCUGAAAGGAUACCUGUGUUUCUCUCUCCAUGGAUGCUGUCUGACCUACUGCUUAUCCCCUGCCUUUUUUUAAAUUACAUAUUGGGUCCUUACCAACAUCACCAGUAUUGCUUCCUUCCAGCUUCUGAAAUACAUUUGCCUACUGCAGAAACAAAGUUUAGCCCACAGAAUAUCACCGUGGUUCACCGGCACCAUCUUGAAACUCCAGCUUUUAUCACCAACUGGAAAAUUUCUUUUGGCACAUCACUUGGAUGAAGCAGAACUGAAGCUGAGGGCUAAAUAAUUAGCAAUGUUUAACUUAUCAUUCAUAAACUGAUCACUUUGUAACUGAAUUCUGGUAUUCUUUUACAGUCUUAAAUUUUGCCAUCAAUGUAACAAAUUUAUAUCAAAUAAAUCCAGCAAAUUACAGAUUUUAA
Hypanus sabinus (Atlantic stingray) is the source of this 1472-nucleotide messenger RNA. It is a transcript of the gene txn2, whose product is annotated as thioredoxin 2. Gene Ontology annotation, cellular component: cytoplasm. NCBI's taxonomy places the organism in Eukaryota, Metazoa, Chordata, Chondrichthyes, Myliobatiformes, Dasyatidae. Gene Ontology annotation, molecular function: protein-disulfide reductase activity; oxidoreductase activity, acting on a sulfur group of donors, disulfide as acceptor. The transcript has 5 exons. The coding region runs from base 175 to 687 and encodes 170 amino acids. The record is from RefSeq and is a predicted model, not a curated record.